Raphanus sativus (radish) is the source of this 1613-nucleotide messenger RNA. Its product is annotated as L10-interacting MYB domain-containing protein. The record is from RefSeq and is a predicted model, not a curated record. The coding region runs from base 174 to 1472 and encodes 432 amino acids. NCBI's taxonomy places the organism in Eukaryota, Viridiplantae, Streptophyta, Magnoliopsida, Brassicales, Brassicaceae. The transcript is spliced from 4 exons.
AUACAGCGGAGCAAACGCAAAAAUACAGAGAAAGCGAGAAAAAAUCGCGAUCGGCUUCUCCAGCCUCAUCCGACCACAGUGCGGUCACAUAAUCGCUGUCGCGUUUCUGUCCGAUUCCCGGCAACGGUUUCCGUUUCUGUCUUUCUCCCACGUCCCAAUUACCGCCGGAGUUUAUGAGAUUUAAGAUGAGGGCGAAAGCAGUGUGGGAGCCUGAGUACCACAGAGUGUUUCUUGAUCUAUGCGUGGAGCAGACCAUGUUAGGGAACAAACCAGGGACGCAUUUCUCGAAAGAAGGCUGGAGGAAUAUACUGAGCUCGUUUCAGGAGCAGACGGGGGCUAUGUACGAUAGGAUGCAGCUUAAGAACCAUUGGGAUACGAUGAGCAGGCAGUGGAAGAUCUGGUGCAGGCUUGUUCAAACUGGUUAUAUGAGCUGGGAUCCUGAGACCAACACGUUUGGUGCGAGUGCUGAAGAGUGGGCUUACUAUUUACAGGGGAAUCCUGAUGCAGGGCAGUAUCGGUUGAGUGUUCCACAAGAUUUAGAGAAACUAGAGAUUAUAUUUGCGGGUAGUAAUAAUAAUGUUGAGGGCAGAGAUGAUGAUGAUGAUGAUGAAGUCUUGAGGGUAAGGAAGAGGCGAAGAAGUGGUGGUCAUGAAGAAGAAGAAGUUGAGGAAGAAGAUAGCAGAAGCAUGUGUAGCUCUUCUAAUCCUCAGACAAAAGGGUACUGGUCUCCGUCCACACACGAGCUGUUUGUUGAUCUGUUGGUGCAAGAGACUCUGAAAGGAAACAGACCGGACACGCAUUUUAACAAGGAAGGGUGGAAGACGAUUUUCGAGACGAUUAACGAAAGAACAGGACUCGGUUACACAAGAGGGCAGCUGAAGAACCACUGGGAUUGCACUAGGAAAGCUUGGAAGAUCUGGUGUCAGCUCGUUGGAGACGAUAGCAUGAAAUGGGAUCCAGAAACUGGUAGUUUCGGUGCAACAGAAGAGGAAUGGCGAAACUAUAUUCGGGAGAACCCAAGAGCAGGACAGUUUCGCCACAAGGAAGUUCCCCAUGCUGACAAACUCUCAAUCAUCUUCAGUGGAGUUAUAGAACCAGGAGAGACAUACACUCCUCCCUCUCGGAAGAAACUCCUCCCUGAUCGUUCCGAGUCACCGCGGUUCCGAGAAGAUGAAGCGAAUCACAACGUGAAACCGGCUAAAAGGUUGGAUGUUGUGAUGGGUAUGUUGCAGGAGAGUCCAGUACGCGUUGAGAUAGAAUCAGCAAAGCGGAUGUACUGUAUUGGAGAAUGCAUUGAAAGCCUCAACGCGAUGAAGGAGGUGGAGGAAGGGAGUGAUCUCUACAUGUUUGCGUUGGAUCAGUUUCUGAAGAGGGAGUAUAGAGAGAUCUUCUUAGAGCUGAAGAAGCCUAGUUUGAAAAUCGCAUGGUUGCAGAGACUUCGAGCUGCUGCGGUUUCUAAUACUACAACUUAGUUUCAUUCUAGUCUUCGAAGUACACUUGAAAACCUCUGUUUCAGUCUGGUGUCUAUACCCAAAAGUAUAAUUUCAUUUGCUACACUUUGAUUGAAUCUACAAGUGGAAAUAUCAUGUUGAUGAACUAGAUAUUGAUUGAUA